Messenger RNA from Thlaspi arvense, 1866 nucleotides. NCBI's taxonomy places the organism in Eukaryota, Viridiplantae, Streptophyta, Magnoliopsida, Brassicales, Brassicaceae. The record is from the annotation of a GenBank genome assembly.
AUGGCGACCGACGCGCCCUCUUCCGCCGCCGCCACCACCGUCAGUGAGAUUGUGAACGCGGACUAUAAACUGCCUCGAUCAAUAUUUGACUUGACAGCGGGUUUCUUUGACUCGUGUCGGUUGAUGAAUCCUUCGGUCCGCCUUGGACAUGUGGUUUCACCCGCUUUCGAUCCGGAGGCGGAGGAGAAGAGUUCCAAGGACGGCGUGAUUUUGGAUAGAUGGACCUGUAAUACUUGUAAAACUGACUUCGUAUCUCUUCAGGAUCAACGCUCGCACUUCAAGUCGGACAUUCAUCGCCUUAACAUCAAGCUGAGUGUUGCUGGAAAGGCUAUUUUGAAAGAAGAAGAUGUUGAUGAGCUGACAUCUGAGUCGGUCCAGGACUAUGAUGUGUCUAGUAUCUCAGGUUCUGAGGACGAAGCUGAGGCAAGGCCCUUUGAUGCUCAAAAGGGUAUUGACAAAAAGAAGCUGUUUGUUCGUCUUCAGAGUGGUGAGAAAGUUUCUGUCUGGAGAUGCUUAAUCAUGGACGAGGCUGAAAGGGUUUCAUACGGGAAUGACAUGGAAGUUUCUGUUAAUGAUCGUGGCGAGGAUGAAGUGACUGAGAGGUUGAGAAAUUUGAUUCGAGAGAAUACGGAUGGCAUGCUAAUGCGCGUCGUGUUGCUUGCUAGUGGCGGCCACUUUGCCGGCACUGUCUUUAAUGGAAAGUCCGUUGUGGCUCAUAAGACAUUCCACAGAUACGUUGUAAGAGCCAAGGCUGGUAAAAAGCAGUCCACAAAAGAUGGAAGCGGGAGAAGUAUACACUCUGCCGGAGCCUCACUUCGUCGUUAUAACGAACUUGCUUUGAAAAAGGAUAUUCAAGAGCUUCUUGCUAGCUGGAAGCCUUAUUUUGAUGGCGCUUCUUGUGUUUUUGUCCAUGCUCCCUCAAGCAGUAGGCUGUUGCUUUUCAAUGGAAGCAAACCAUAUUUCAGCAGCCAAAACUGCGCCGUACGAAACGUUCCAUUUGCUAUCCGGCGGCCAACCUUCAAAGAAUCACAGCGUAUAUAUAACCAGUUGACACAGGUUGCAUAUGUAACUGAGGAGAUUUUUGUAAACCCACCAGAGAAAGCCAAGGCUAAGAUUGUGGUGUGCUCCCACACUGAGGAAUCUGGCGAAAUCUUAAGGCAGGAAGAGCCUGGUGAAACUUCGUCUACCAGCAUAAUCUUAGGUGAACCAAAUCUUUCAGAAAGUGAUCUCGGGGAUGGAGUUACUGGUACGUCAACUCCAUUACACGAAGCUGCCAAAUCUGGUGAUUGUGAGAGAGUUGUGGAGUUGUUGGAGGAGGGUAUGGAUCCUUGUGCUAAGGAUGAAAGAGGCAGAACACCGUACAUGCUUGCAAAUGAGAAGGAAGUGAGAAACACUUUCAGACGGUUUAUGGCGUCAAACCUUGAAAAAUGGAAUUGGCAUGAUGCUAAAGUACCCAGCCCGCUCACCAAAGAGAUGGAGGAGUCUCAAGCUGCCAAGCAGGGAGAGAAAGACGCCAAGAAGAAAGCAAGAGCAAAAGAAUUGAAGAAACUACGGAAAGCCCGAGAAAAGAAGGCUCAAGCGGAAGCUGCGCAGGCUGAGAAGGAGAAACCGAUCUCUAAAGUGGAGGAAGUGAGGAGAGCAAUGGCGGCCGAGAGGGAAAAAAGAGCAGCGGCUGCAGAAAGACGGAUGGCAUCACUUAACAUUGAAAGCAGCAGCUCAACGACAAGAACAAUGUCAUCAUCGGAUGACGUGUGCUCAUAUUGUCAUGUUUCAUUGGCCGGCAAGGUUCCGUUUCACCGUUAUAACCACAAGUAUUGCAGUACGUCAUGUAUGCAUCUUCACCCUGAGAUUAUACAAGAAAGGUGA